AUGGCGAAGAACAAGAUUACUCAGCCUAGACUCCAUCACACUGCUGAGCAUGCGAACGGGAAUGGCCACUUUUCCGGCUCUCAAGUCAAGCUGCAAAUCUUGGUUGUCGGUGCAGGACUUGGUGGCCUAGCCACAGCUGUUGCUCUAGCUCGUCAAGGUCACGAGGUAACCGUCUUGGAGCAGGCAGCUGUCUUGGGCGAGGUUGGUGCAGGUAUCCAGAUCCCUUCGAAUUCGUGCAGAUUGCUCUUGAAAUGGGGUCUCGGUCCAUAUCUUGAACAAUAUGCCGUGAAGCCAGAUAGUAUGACAUUUCGAAGAUGGGAGAACGGCGAUCCGAUCGCGUAUACAAGACUCUCCCCAGACUUUGAAACCAGAUACGGAGCACCCUAUUUCGUGAUCCAUCGCGCUGACUUCCAUCGUGCCCUUUGUCGCCGAGCAGAGGACCUUGGAGUAAAGAUUGUGACUGACAGCAGGGUCACUGACUACGACGAGUCAAUUCCUUCUGCCACAACUUUUGAUGGCCGUGAAUACCGUGCCGACUUGGUCAUUGCUGCAGAUGGCGUCAAGUCUCAAGCUCGAUCAGUUGUUCUCAGUGGUCCAGACCUACCACCUCAAAAGACUGGUUUUGCGGCUUAUCGCGCUACAGUAAACACAGAGGAGAUGGAGCGGGAUGAGGAUACGGCCUGGUUACUUGAGAAGCCUGGGAUCAAUAUCUGGAUUGGGGAAGACCGCCACGUCAUGACAUAUUCUAUCGCUGGGGGCAACUCUUUCAACAUGGUCUUGUCUCAUGUCGACCAUUCAUCACCUAGUACGUGGAAUGCCGAGAAUGCAAUCCGCGAUAUGCAAGACUCGUUCAAAGACUGGGACCCAAAGCUGUUCAAGGUGAUCAAGAUGAUCAAGAGUACGCUCAAGUGGCCGUUGAUGAGCGGCAGUCGUCUCCAAACUUGGAUUUCCAGGAGCCAGAAGCUUCUUAUCCUUGGAGACGCUGCCCACGCCAUGGUACCAUACAUGUCUCAAGGUGCCGCUAUGGCCGUAGAAGACGGAGCAGCUCUAGCCACAGCGAUCUCCAAGAUCAAGUGCAAAGACCAACUUACAACUGCUCUGCAUAUCUUUGAGAAGGAGAGGAUGAAUCGGAGUUACGGUAUGCAGUCUGCGAGCUUGGUAAAUGGGAAGCUAUGGCACUUUCCAGAUGGCCCUCUGCAACAGGCUAGGGACCUUGGAAUGAGGGCUGAGGUGGAAGGGAGGCCGUUUGUUGAGAGCACGAAUCAGUGGAGCGAUCCGGUAACUCAGAUAUGGGCCUAUGGGUAUGACGCCGAGGAUGCUAUUGACGAGCUCUGGCAGAGCGAGGGUGUAUAA
Messenger RNA from Fusarium oxysporum Fo47, 1353 nucleotides. RefSeq lists its product as uncharacterized. NCBI's taxonomy places the organism in Eukaryota, Fungi, Ascomycota, Sordariomycetes, Hypocreales, Nectriaceae. The coding region runs from base 1 to 1353 and encodes 450 amino acids. The transcript is spliced from 5 exons. The record is from RefSeq and is a predicted model, not a curated record. Gene Ontology annotation, molecular function: monooxygenase activity; FAD binding. Gene Ontology annotation, biological process: secondary metabolite biosynthetic process.